CUUCUGAUAUAGUUACCUGAAAUCUCUUAGCCUCACACCAUACAGCAAGCAAUCACAUUCCCUUGUAGCCUAAACCUUGCUCUUUCAAAUUUGACUACCUAGCUUUCUGUUGCUUUCUACAUGAUGAAGCAAUGGGCAAGAAUGUAUGACACACCACUUAUAACACACCAAUUUGUAGCUACACAUGCAGGACUACAUGAACAGGCUCUCACCAGUGGUAUCAACUUUGCAGGUAGUUUCCCCGAAAACUCGGAUUCCGAGUCUAAACAUGACAAGAUGGUGCCUUCAUCAGUCUCACCUCCUCCAAGUCCAAAUGAAGUAGUCCCUCGACUAUCUCGAGGUACCGCACUAGCAGACGACGGAGGCAUUAUAAUGCUUGAACACCGUGAUCUUCCUUCAUGGACACCACUGGUUGUUUCGGAUAGCGAAGGCAGUAUGGACGAGUUCCCUUUAGGUGUGAAAAACUCAAAAGCCUCGCCUUCGAAUGCCAGAAAAACGCUGUCGCAGAAACGCCAAAAAAAUCCAGACCGUGGUCCUCCUAUUGCAAAGCCUCGACGAGAAGUCCAGCAGGAAUCUUCGCGAACUUCAGGCGUCUACUCCGAGUCGAGGGAUGCCCGCGGCUCCCAAAGUUUGCAGGAGACACUGCAAGCAACAUUCAGCGCCAAUGGUUCAUACAAUAUCUCGCCGCCAGUCGCACCUAUUGACAGCGAAGGGAGCAUCUCUGACAUGCAAACUGUUAUUUAUAGCAAAAAGCGCCCCCGGAUUCAGAACACUCGCAGAAGUACAAGUCAGGAAGGCUCUGAGGCUGUCGCGAUAGCCGAUACCCCAAUAUCCAAUGGCAUCACAGCGGUUCCCACCAUAGCUCGGCGAAAAGCUGCGCCUGCCAUUCCUUACGACUCUGUGCAAAAUGUUAUUGAUGCUGCAUUGGACACUCGGGUAGCCAAAAUUACUUGGCGUCGUCGGCGCCAUACCACAGGGUAUGACACCAACGAAAAGUCGCAGGACGGAACUUCAAGGACGAAGUGCUUUCCCUUCGAAGACGCCAUUUUGGACUUCGAUGUUCCAACCCCCGCACAUCAGGGAGAUCACCACAGUGAAAUGAAGUCGGGGCUAGCUUCAGUCGAGGAUGAACGCCCCUCCUUGCCGCACAAAUUUACGCGAAUGCUAGACGGUGUUCAAACUACCGUUCUUCUACAGCAAUCUAGAGGGGAGAAAUUCAAUGAACGACUGGAUGCAAUGUUCGGAGACGCAGACACACCUCGCUCGCCUGAUGGACUAACUACUCGCGUAAGUACCAUGCAUCGCAGACUAGAAACGAACUCGAGCUGAUAUGUUGUAACCACAGGCAACCUCAGAUUCGGCGUUUAUCUUCGUGCCGGUGCACGAGG
Suillus subaureus is the source of this 1388-nucleotide messenger RNA. RefSeq lists its product as uncharacterized. The record is from RefSeq and is a predicted model, not a curated record. Bases 121 to 1329 code for a protein of 402 amino acids. The transcript has 4 exons. Lineage: Eukaryota; Fungi; Basidiomycota; Agaricomycetes; Boletales; Suillaceae.